ACUACGGACGUCUUUCCAAAUUACUGCAUCUACUCUGGAUUACCUCGCUGGAUUUUGUUCAUCUAAACUCUGGAAAUGAUUUGGUAUUCUUACAGCGACAAGACAGCACCUUUAUCCUUCACUCCGCCACUCUCAUUUUCACGGGCAGUCUCCAGUUUGCGGUACGAGACAUCUGAUGCUGAUCGGCGUCAGUUCAGAUGUUGACCACGAGAGGUCUCUCUUUUUUUAGUGGGGCAGAUGAGAGACCUGCUGCUCAGAGCAAGCUUCCCUUUUCCAUCUUCAAGUGUGCUCACUCAAAGCCUAGCCGGUCGACAUGGAGUCUGUUUCUGGAAGAAAGAAGCUUGGCUGCAUGCGGCAAGAGAACACACGUCUUUCAAUACAGGAUGAGGAACUCAUCAGCAGCUUCGAUCCUCUUCAGUAUGAACUACCUACCUCCAAGGCCUGUCUAAGAGUCCCGAGAGUUGGGAUUAGCAGCAAUGUGGCGGUCUUGACUGAACAGAUUCAUCAGCUUGAAGCAGAGUUGGAGGAUCAGGCUGAAAAAUUAAAGGCAGCCGAGCUGAGAGCAGAGUGCUGCCAGGAAGCAGCAGCUCACGGCGACGUUCUGGUGGCGUCUCUCACAGAAGAGCUCAGCGCGCUCAGAGAAGAGCUGGACGAGAGGGCAGCACUGGGAAAAAGAGCUGAACAACAAAGAAACCAAGCGCUUCAAAAUGCAGAGCAGCUCAAAGAUGCAUUCAAAAAUUAUAAGGCCACCAUUUCCCUGAAGCUCCAGAAGGUAACGGAGAGUGAAAGCAAACUGAAGCAGAGUCUUGCUGAGUGCGAUGGUGACAAAGAAGAACUUGAAAUGAAGUUUGCAGCGUUGGAGCGAGAGAAGGCCGACCACGGCCAGAAAAUGAACCAUUUGACUGAGGAGUUGAGGCAGACCAAAGCUGCAGCCGCUGGGUUCCAAGCCGAGAUCCGAGAAGCUGCUCGAAAAGCGUCGCACCUGGAGCGCCAGCUUGCUGAGCAAGGCGCCGAGGGUCGAGAGAAGGUUUCCUCUUUGCGCCGUGAGCUGGAGGACCUCCGUGCGCUGAACCACGGCCAGGAGCAGAGGCUGGCCCAGAGCCAGCGGGAGACCCAGCAGUGUCAGGCGGAGCUGGCCGGCCUGGAGGCCGUGCUGGCACUUUUACAUCUACGGGAGGAUGCAGUAGGGCAACUCUGCGCUCAUCCCUGUAUGCUGCCUCCAAUGGAUUACUCAGGAACUGCACACCUGCUAAAACUGAAGCCAGGCGAAGGCUACCAGCAGCUGCUGCGAGCGGUUCAGGCUGUGGAAGCGGAGCGGAGGAAACAGGGCGGCCUGGUCGAGCGGCUGCAGGAGCGGCUGAGCCGAGCUCAAGAGGAGAUCUCCUCCCUGCAGAGCGCCAUGGCCCAGAGAGCCUCGCACUACCAGAGUCUCCACACUGAGCUGCUGGACAGAGUCAGCCAAGCCACUGACACCGAGAAGGAGUUAAAGAGGAAAAGUUCUCGAGUUGCUGCUCUGGAGAAACAGUUACAGGAGAAAAGCUCGGCUUAUGGCCAGGCCGCCCUGAAAAACACCGAGUUGGAGAAUCAGCUGCAGGAGAAGACGAGUGCUGCUCAGCAUUACCAGUCACUGUUGACCAAACAGCAGAAGGAGCAUCAGCAGGCUUUGGAAAAAUGCAAACAAGCUCAGUCCCAUCAAUACACAGAGCAACAACACAGGAUAGAAAUGUUGCAGCUGUCUGUGGAAGAGGCUCAGACUCGACUGCUGGAGAUGCGGCUGGAGUUAAGUUCGCUGCAGAGGGAGCGAGACGAGGCUCAGAGGUCAGCUCUGCAGCUGGAGACGUCUCUCCACCAACUCCAACAGGAGAAGCAGCUUGAAGUCAGACACAAGGAGGAGAUGCUGCGAAGCUUCAGAGAGCAGAAGGCUCAGUCUGCUGCAGAGGUGUCCGAACUGCAGGCGUCUCUGUACGCAUGCAGAGAGGAGUUGAGCUUGUGCCUGCAGCAGAUGAACGAGGCGAAGAGGAGUCACGAGGAGGAGCUGCAGAAGAGCAACGAGCAGGUGUCGUCGUUGCAGGAGAAGCUCUGCAGCGCCCGCCUGGCGUGCGAGAGCUCCGGCGAGCAGAACCUGCAGCUGCAGGUCGCUCUGCAGCAGCAGCAGACCAUGCUGACGGAGAGCACUGCUCGCGUCUCUGAGCUCGAGGAGAGCCAGAGCCAACUGCAGCAGGAGGUGUCUGACCUGGAGCUGCAGCUGGAGCGAGCCCGGGUUUCCCUGCAGGAGGAAGUCAGGAGCAGAGACCAGGACGCUCAGGUCAAAGACAAGAGCCUGCAGGAACUGAACCAGCAGAACGCUCAGCUCUCUCAGUCCAUCAGCCAUCUCUCGUCAGAGAUGAAGAAGUACCGAGGCGAGCUGGUGUCGAAGGAGUCGGACGUGGAGCAUCUGAGGUCGGACUUGAUUAAAAAGGCUUCUCAGAUCAGCGGUCUGGAGGAGAGCUUGCAGCACGUGAGGCGGCAGCUCGCCAGCAAGAGCGAAAUAGUGUUCGACCUGGAGGAGAAGCUCCACCGCUGUGAGGCCGACCGGCUCAGCUGCGCCCGGCAGGUCCAGACGCUGGAGGGGCAGCUGCAGGCGGUGAGGGCGGAGCUGGCCGACACGCUGGAGACGCUGAAGGAGCUCAGGGACGUCCUGCAGAGAACCCAGACCGUGUCAGACGAGCGGCAGGCCACCGUGGAGAAACUCACUGUGCAGCUUAGUGAGACUCAGAGGGAGUUGGAGGAAAGAACUCAUGAAGCGUUAGACCUUGAUAACGCUCUCAAAGAAAGACAGGGGGAGCUCCAGCACAGAGCUAAACUGCUGGGCCAGCUGGAUGUGGCCAUCAGAGAGCACAAGCAGGAGCUGGAGAGGAAGGUGGAGUCUCUGCAGCGCAGCCUGGAGGAGAGGGAGAGCGAGCUGAGGGCGGCCCGGCGGGACCUCCGAGACAGAAACACCAAGGAGUCCCAGGAGCUGAGUCAGCAGCUGUGCGCCUGUCAGCAGAGCCAGAGGAAACUGCUGGAACAGCUGGAAGAAGCUCAGGCUCACUGUGAAGCUCUGACCGGAGAGCUGGACGCCGCCAAGCUGCAGAAUAAAGAGACGGAGGCGCGGCUGCGCGCCGCGGAGGAGCAGCUGGCCCUGAAGGAGGCGCGGCGGCUGCAGUCGGAGGCCGAGCUGCAGUGCAUGGUCGGCGCUCUGGAGCGGGAGCUGGAGCUGGAGAAGGAGCAGCACGGCAAGGAGCUGGACUCCUUACAGCAGACUCGAGGUCAGCUCCUCAAAGUCUCGGAGCAGAUCUCCUCCUCGCAGGAGCAGCUCACCGUUAAACUGCAGCAGAGCCAGAGCCAGCUGGAGCGGACCAGGACGGAACUGGAGCUGACCAGGGCGGAGCUGGAGCGGACCAGGGCGGAGCUGGAGCGCUCCCGGAGCCAGGCGGGCCGUCUCCAGACGCAGCUCCGUCAGGCUGAGAUCCGGCUGCAGCAGAGCGGAGAGCAGAACGGCCGCCUGCUCGCCCAGACGAAGCAGCUGUCUGCUGAGCUGGACCAGUCCAGAGUCCAGGCCGCUCAGCUCCACACUCAGCUGCUCGCCUCGGAGAAGUCUGUGGAAAACUCCCACGACUCCCUGCUGCUGAAGGAGUCCGAAGUGGCCCGUCUCCAGGCCAGGAUCUCCAGCCUGGGCCGAGCGGCCGACCGGCAGAGCCUGUACGGUCCCUCCCUGCACCCGCCUCCACGUCCUCCCUCCACGCACGCACACUCCCCGACACACACCCGCCCGUCGCCCCAGGACAGGUCGGGCGUGCGGGUGUGUGACAGCAGUGUGUCCUCCUCGCUGGACCUGCCCCUCAGCCUGAAGGCCGCUCUGAGGGAGGCUCUGAGCGAGGCGCCGUGGGAGGAGGAGUCGUCCUCCUCGCCCUUCACCUCACGCCUCCCAGCCGAUCACAGGUGGCAGGACGCCACGGCGACCUCUGACCUCUCCUUCAACCCGCUCACGUACGUGGUGGACGGAGGAGACGACGGGAACCCGGACGAGGAGCCGGAGGACGAGUCGAGGACCGGGUCCGCCGGCACCCCGCUGGGCCGCGAGGACGACGGCGACCUGAGCUCGCUCUCAGGGAUGCUGAGGUUCGUCAAUCAGACGCUGGCCAUGCAGGACGACCCGUCGUCACGGAGACCCGCACAGCUGACGGGGAGGCGGAGCUCUGCAGAACCAAGCUGAGGACACUUCGGUGAGGAGACGCUGUUUGCCGGAGCACAGAAGUCCUGAACUUAAUUUAGUUUUUAAAUCUACUGUUUUAGUCAGAGUUGUUUUUUCCAGAGUAAAGACAUUUUCAGUCCUGUGGAAAAACCUUUAUAUGUGUAGCAGAUCAGCUAUGUAGUUUUUUUUUGUAGGUGAAGGAUUUUUAUUUAAUCUUUGUAUCUUUUUGGAGC
Messenger RNA from Salarias fasciatus (jewelled blenny), 4446 nucleotides. RefSeq names its product coiled-coil domain containing 18 (gene ccdc18). Lineage: Eukaryota; Metazoa; Chordata; Actinopteri; Blenniiformes; Blenniidae. The coding region runs from base 314 to 4234 and encodes 1306 amino acids. The record is from RefSeq and is a predicted model, not a curated record. The transcript is spliced from 26 exons.